AUGUCCAAUGAAAGCACCAUUCUUGAAUUCCUACUACUGGGAUGUUCUGAUGUUCGAGAAAUACAGCUUAUAUGCUUUGCGAUCUUUCUACUGAUUUAUCUGGCAGCAUUUAUAGGAAACACUCUUGUUGUCACAGCUGUAAUUAUGUCUUCACAUCUUCACAGCCCCAUGUAUUUCUUCCUAGCAAAUCUGUCUAUUAUGGACCUUGGAUACAUCUCGGUCACCAUGCUUAAAGCCAUGCCUAAUUCUCUCCUGAACUCAAGGUUGAUAUCUUAUUCUGAAUGCAUUGCUCAAGUCUUCUUCCUCUUUUUCUUCAUUUCAUCAGAUUUUUUCCUCCUCACUGUCAUGGCAUAUGACCGAUACAUUGCCAUUUGUGAUCCCCUACAUUAUGGGGUGAUAGUCAAUAAGGUUGCAUGCAUCCGAAUGGCAGCUCUCACAUGGAUCAGUGGUCUUCUCUAUGCAACAGUGCACACUGGAGCCACCUUUGCAAUCCCCUUUUGCUCCAACAUCAUCAAUCAGUUCUUCUGUGAGAUACCCCAACUACUGAAGCUCUCCUGCUCCGACUUGUAUCUCCUUGAAGUUGUCGCUCUUGGCUUCAGUGCAUUUUUAGGACUGGGCUGCUUUGGUUACAUAGUUGUAUCCUAUGUGGAGAUCUUCAAAGCAGUAUUUAGAACCCCAUCUGCACAAGCAAGAAACAAAGCCCUCUCUACUUGCAUCCCUCACCUCAUGGUUGUCUCCUUGUUCCUUUUCACAGGUGCAUCUGCCAAUCUAAAAAUAGUUUCCAGCUCCCUGCCAGGCCUGGACAGUGUUGUGGCCAUAGCUUACUGUGCUCUUCCCCCAGUGAUGAAUCCAGUCAUUUAUAGCAUGAGGAACAAGGAAAUCAAAGCAGUGCUGAGGAAACUCUAUGCCAGAUCAUUGAACAAGCAUAUCAAAGGGAAACGUGAUGGUUCAGCUCUAUAG
Messenger RNA from Varanus komodoensis (Komodo dragon), 960 nucleotides. RefSeq names its product olfactory receptor 14C36-like. The record is from RefSeq and is a predicted model, not a curated record. The transcript has a single exon. Gene Ontology annotation, molecular function: olfactory receptor activity; G protein-coupled receptor activity; odorant binding. Lineage: Eukaryota; Metazoa; Chordata; Lepidosauria; Squamata; Varanidae. Bases 1 to 960 code for a protein of 319 amino acids. Gene Ontology annotation, biological process: G protein-coupled receptor signaling pathway. Gene Ontology annotation, cellular component: membrane.